Molecule: messenger RNA, 1145 nt
Organism: Zingiber officinale
Lineage: Eukaryota; Viridiplantae; Streptophyta; Magnoliopsida; Zingiberales; Zingiberaceae
Product: high mobility group B protein 6-like
Exons: 6
Coding region: 283-606 (107 amino acids)
Molecular function (GO): DNA binding
Source: RefSeq, a predicted model, not a curated record
GCAAUAUUUCCCGAUCGCUACUACUCUGCCCUAAUUCUUUUUCUCCUCUUCUCCAUCAACUUGUUGGCGGCGGCAGCGCAACCAUCUGCAUCCUUUUCCGGUCGCGAUCUCCAGCAGGUAAAGUGCAUUUCUUCCCCUCUCUUUUUUCCCAAGCUUACUAGGGCGUAAGGCGGCGGCCGCUACUGGGUCGCGCCGGCUUUUCUUGCACAGCACGCGUGGGUUGUCGGAGUAAUGCCUUGCUGGCCCUCUGCCGACCAUUAAAGGCAUCUUCUGGCCUCCUAUAUGCCGCUAUCGGGCCUCGAUGGCCGCUGGUGGCCUUGGCGACGAAAGAAGAAGGAGGCCUACCAGGAAGUCGUCAAGCAAGAGAAUCGAGAGAAAGAAGCAAUGAAGCUACUGGAAAAAGAGCAGAUGCAGAAGACCGCCAUGGAGUUGCUGGAACAAUAUUUGCAGUUUCAACAGGAAGUUGAAAAAGAGGGCAAGAAAGUAAGGAAAGAGAAGGAUGCUUUGAAGCAAAACAUCCGAUGUCAGCUUUCUUCUUGUUCUCGAAAGAACGCCGUGAAGCUCUGCUACAAGAGAAGGAAACCAUCCUUGAGAUCUCAAAGAUAGCAGGAGAGGAGUGGAAGAACAUGGCAGAAGAGCAGAAAGCUCCCUAUGAGGAGGAGCAAAAUGGAAUAUUUUCGUGUGCAUCUUCAAUUUGAAUAAUUUUUAUGUUUCUCUCUGUUCUCAAGCAUAUGUCAAAUUUCUCAGAUUGCUAAGACUCUGAAGGAAAAUUACAACCAAGAAAUUAAACUUUAUAAGCAAAAGAAGAUUGAGGAAGCUACUACUUUAGAGAAGGAAGAGGAGGAGCACAUCAAAAUCCGGAAGAAAGAAGCCCUUCAGCUGCUUAAGAAGAAGGAGAAAACAGAUAGCAUGAUCAAGGAAAAGAAGCACGGAAGGCGAUCGAAGCUCCUGAGACGUGACGAUAUGUAUUUUAUUUUCCUUUGGAUGCCUUGUUGCAUUUGUUGUUUGGAUUAUGAUAGAACUUUCAUGUUUGGAUAUUAUGAUUUGUUGAACUUGUUUGGAUUUUGGUUAUUUGUAUAUAUGAAUAUGAUGUGCUAGUUUUGGGAUGAUUUGUUUGGAUAUAAGAUAUAUGGAUGUGUUGGAUA